ACGAUCAAAUCACCUUAAAGUAAAUCAUACGCGUCUUCUGUAUCUCCACGCGCCUUCUUCGUUCCCGAUUCUCCCACGCGCAUCCGUGCGAUGGCGAAUCCGCCAACGUUACCGAUCUCAGAUCAUUCCGGUGGCUCCCCAUCUCAGCAACCCGCCUCCACACCGGCGUUCCGCACCUUCCUCUCUCGCCUCUCGGCCUCGAUCCGCCAAAGCCUAUCGCAGCGACGUCCGUGGCUCGAGCUCGUAGAUCGGAGCGCGAUUUCGCGGCCGGAUUCUCUCGCCGACGCGUAUUCUCGGAUCCGGAGGAACAUCCCUUACUUCAAGGUGAACUACGUGACGAUCGUCUCCCUCGUCCUCGCGCUCUCGCUCCUCUCCCAUCCCCUCUCCCUCCUCGUCCUCCUCUGCCUCUUCGGCGCGUGGAUCUUCCUCUACCUCUUCCGCCAGUCCGAUCAGCCGCUCGUUGUCCUCGGCCGCACGUUCUCGGAUCGCGAAACGCUCGCCGUUUUGGUUAUCUUGACGAUCGUCGUCGUGUUCUUGACCAGCGUCGGGUCUCUGUUGACAACUGCUCUGAUGAUCGGAUUCGGAAUCGUGUGCUUACACGGCGCGUUCAGAGCCCCGGAGGAUCUUUUCUUGGACGAGCAGGAGCCUGCCAAUAUCGGAUUGUUGUCUUUCCUCAGCGGAGCCGCUACAUCCGCCGCAGUUGCCGCCGCUUCGGCUCCUGCGUCAGCUCGUGUUUGAUUCGGCACUCUUAAGCACUCAUAUCUCAAUUUGACAAACUGAUACAUUUUUUCUAUUGAUCGUUUUAUUUUUGUUUCUCUUAAAAUCGAUAGAGGGGGAAUGUAGUUUUGAUCUUGUUGUUUAAUCAAGAUUCUGCAUUGUGAACAUGAUUCGAGUAUGUAACAGUUCUCAGCAUUACUAUUUUGACAUCGAUAUUGGCUUUGUAUGGUGUUUAGUGCAAGAAGAUGAUCGAAUCUUUUAUUUACUA
Brassica napus (rape) is the source of this 985-nucleotide messenger RNA. Its product is annotated as PRA1 family protein B3. Gene Ontology annotation, cellular component: Golgi apparatus; endoplasmic reticulum. Gene Ontology annotation, biological process: vesicle-mediated transport. The transcript has a single exon. The record is from RefSeq and is a predicted model, not a curated record. Bases 91 to 738 code for a protein of 215 amino acids. NCBI's taxonomy places the organism in Eukaryota, Viridiplantae, Streptophyta, Magnoliopsida, Brassicales, Brassicaceae.